AUGGAAGCCUCUCUCAAAGUCCAUUCUCUUCUUUCCUUCACUUUGAUUCUUGCAUUCUCAAUUCUAUGUGAAUCUGCUUCUGAUUAUGGCUUCACCACGGAGCUGAUCCACCGCGACUCGCCGAGGUCCCCCUACUACAACCCGGCCGACACCCCAUAUCAACGACUGGCCAAUGCCAUUCGCCGGUCCAUUUCCCGUGCCCACCUUCUCAGCCUAAACUCUGGUGGCGCCACCCGGGACACCCCCUCUGCGGUGAUUACCGCCGCCGGGGGGGAGUACAUUAUGAAGGUGUCGCUCGGGACCCCGCCGGUCGACUUUCUGGGGAUCGCCGACACGGGGAGCGACCUCAUAUGGACGCAGUGCAAGCCGUGCACGGAUUGCUUCGAGCAAGCGAGCCCCCUCUUUGACCCGAGCAAGUCCUCGACGUACAAGAAUGUCUCGUGCCAAACGUCGCAGUGUGAAGUGGUCCGCCAAACCUCCUGCGGCGGGGGAGGGAGCCUUUGCGAGUACUCUUACGCUUACGGUGAUCAAUCAUACACUCAGGGAAACCUAGCCACAGACACCUUCACCUUGGGGUCCACCUCCGGCCGGCCGGUGAGCUUCCCGAAGCUGGUCUUCGGGUGUGGCCACAGCAACGGUGGGACCUUCGAUAAUCGCGUGGACGGACUCUUCGGGCUCGGGGGUGGCGACGCCUCGCUCGUAACCCAGCUGGGCACUGCCACCGGCGGGAAAUUCUCCUAUUGCUUGGCGCCCACUUCCCCGGAUGAAAAAACUAGCAAGUUGAACUUCGGGGCCAAUGCCGGGGUCACCGGCGACGGCGCCGUCUCCACUCCUCUAAUCCAAAAGGAUCCGAAGACUUUCUACUACCUAUCCCUAGAAGAGGUAAGCGUCGGCGAGACGAAGAUAGACUUCCCAUCCGACGGAUCUUCCUCUUCCGCGGACGAAGGCAACAUCAUCAUCGACUCGGGCACGACCUUGACGCUGCUGCCUCAGGAUUUGUACUCCCAGAUUGAAGAUGCCGUGGCCAAGGCCGUUGACUUGCCCAAGGCGAGCGACCCGACUCAGCUCCUCAGCCUUUGCUUCCGUGUCGAGUCAGAUGCCCAGCUCAGCCUUCCGACCGUGACCUUCCAUUUCAAGGGCGCAGACGUGGAGCUGAGCCCAACGAACACCUUCGUUCAAGUCGCCGACGGCAUCAUAUGCCUCUCGUUCAGACCGGAGAAGGUGUCGAUUUUCGGCAACUUGGCGCAGAUAAACUACUUGAUCGGAUACGACAUUCAGAACUCGAAGUUGUACUUCAAGCCUGUUGAUUGCGCCUCGAACUGA
This is a messenger RNA of Eucalyptus grandis, 1323 nucleotides long. RefSeq names its product aspartic proteinase CDR1-like. The transcript has a single exon. Gene Ontology annotation, biological process: proteolysis. Gene Ontology annotation, molecular function: aspartic-type endopeptidase activity. Gene Ontology annotation, cellular component: extracellular region. Bases 1 to 1323 code for a protein of 440 amino acids. NCBI's taxonomy places the organism in Eukaryota, Viridiplantae, Streptophyta, Magnoliopsida, Myrtales, Myrtaceae. The record is from RefSeq and is a predicted model, not a curated record.